Eleginops maclovinus (Patagonian blennie) is the source of this 1268-nucleotide messenger RNA. It is a transcript of the gene sult5a1, whose product is annotated as sulfotransferase family 5A, member 1. Gene Ontology annotation, cellular component: cytoplasm. Gene Ontology annotation, molecular function: sulfotransferase activity. The record is from RefSeq and is a predicted model, not a curated record. NCBI's taxonomy places the organism in Eukaryota, Metazoa, Chordata, Actinopteri, Perciformes, Eleginopidae. Gene Ontology annotation, biological process: sulfation. The transcript has 7 exons. Bases 125 to 1051 code for a protein of 308 amino acids.
CAUUUCCUCUUUUUAGGUCAUGUUAAAACCUCUGUUGUCAACAUCGGUCUCUCACAGAGCGGAUGCACAGAGAAACAGCUAAGCAACGCAGACAAGCACAGGUAGAGCUACAGCAAGGUUGGAUAUGGCCAGGUUGGAUGUUGCAGAGACCUUUCAUGGUAUUUUGUUCCCGGGACACCUGCACACCCAGGAUUCCUUACAACUCGCUCUCAAAUUUCCGUUUCAGGAUACAGAUAUCGUCAUUGUCUCCUUUCCAAAGUCAGGCACCACAUGGAUGCAGGAAAUUGUCACUUUAAUAUCCAGCAGAGGAGAUCCACAUGUGUCCCAAAGUGUACCAAACUGGGCUCGGGCUCCCUGGUUGGAGCAAAUUUAUUUUUCUGCGGUAUGGGAGACCUCCAAAACUACGACUCGAGUCAUCACCACACAUUUGCCUCAUCACCUGCUGGGCCCUGCCCUGCAGGGCUCCAAAGCAAAGGUCAUCUACGUGAGCAGAAACCCUAAAGACAUGGUGGUUUCCUUUUAUCACUUCCACAAAAUUGCCAACUUCUUCCCUGAAGCUGGCACAUUUCCAGAGUUUCUAAACCGAUUCCUGGAGGGAAAACUGCACUAUGGUUCCUGGUUCGACCACAUUAAAGGCUGGACCGGUCAGAUAGGAACAAUGAACAAUCUGCUUCACGUCACAUAUGAAGACAUGUCGUUGAACUUACAUGCUGCCAUGAAGAGGGUGAGCGCAUACCUACAGCGUCCCCUGCUGGAGGACGAGGUCAACAACUGUGUGAAACACUGCAGCUUCAACAGCAUGAAAGACAACAAGAUGGUCAACUACACCCUGAUCGACCAGGAGAUUAUAAACCAUGGCAAGGGCUUCUUCAUGAGAAACGGUAAGAUUGGAGACUGGAAAAACAUGUUCACAGACGAGCUGAAUCAAUAUUUCCAAAGCAUCUUCGAGUCAAAGAUGAAAGACUGCACUUUAGAGUUUGUGUGGGAGGAGCAACAGAAAGAAGAGACUCAGACUAAUGAACAAAUCCCACGGAAGAACACAAAACUGUGAAAAAAAAGCUAGAAAGUAUGUUUUAUCCUGUUGUUUUCUUAUAGGUUGAAGUUUAAAUCAUUAAAAGUACACAGUUGACAUGCAGUGUCUAGUACCCUUCAAAGCCUCUCAAGAGCAGUAUACCGCAGGUUCUUCAUGAAUGUGUGCAUGAUGUUUCACUUGAUGUAUUCCAAUGUUUUGAUUAUUGUUAACAAUGAAUAAAUAUCGGUUAACUGAA